Molecule: messenger RNA, 660 nt
Organism: Fragaria vesca subsp. vesca
Lineage: Eukaryota; Viridiplantae; Streptophyta; Magnoliopsida; Rosales; Rosaceae
Product: NAC domain-containing protein 19-like
Exons: 1
Coding region: 1-660 (219 amino acids)
Biological process (GO): regulation of DNA-templated transcription
Molecular function (GO): DNA binding
Source: RefSeq, a predicted model, not a curated record
AUGGCAGUUGAUGAUGAUCUUCCUCCGGGCUACAAGUUUAGGCCAGACAAAGAACAACUCCUUGUUCAUUAUCUUCGUCCCAAACUCGACGGAGAAGACUUUGCCCAAGAGCUUGUCCCUUUCUGCGAUCUGUAUGGAAAAAAAGAACCAUGGCAGAUAUGGAAUGAUUAUUUCCAAGAAUUAUCAGCGACAGACAAAGAAAGGACAGACCUCUACUUCUUCACCCAGCUAAAGACCAAGACUCCAAAGGGCAAGCACAUAAAACGAACAGUCGGCAGCGGCACCUGGAAAGGCGAAGACGCCCCCAAAGAAGUACUUGCGGCGUCUCAAAGGGUUAUUGGCAAGAGAAGAAGAUUUCGCUACGGAAACGACAAGGACUCGGCACAAAACGAUCGCUGGCUCAUGCACGAGUUUGAACUUGAUGCAUCUUUAUUGAGAAACAAACGUAAAGCGAAAGACUACGUUCUUUGUAUUGUUAGAAAGAAAAGUAGAUCGGUCAAAAAGAAUUCAGAAGAUCAAGAAGGAGAUGAGACGAGUUGCGACGGUGGUGAUGAUCAACAAGAUGGAGACCUUCCUGAGGCUAAGAAAAAUAAUGAUCAUAAAGAUUCAGAGACAGUGAGCUUAGAGGAGAUGGAGAACUUACUGAUGAGUGAUGACUGA